AAGGAAGCCUUCUUUCUAGUUUCUACAAGUCAAGAACUAGAGAGAGAGAGAAGGGAAUAAUACUACUUGUACUGAAAAAACCAUAGGAUGCAGUACUGAAGCUUUCCCUAGCUCCUAGCCAAAUCUUCCUCAAGAUCUUGUCUAUAUAUAGAUAUAGUCCACUCCCUUUCUAGAUCACAUUAAGCUUCCGAUUCAAGUCUCGAGCUCUCGGUCCUUUUUGGUUGAUGGCAAUCUGUUCCAGUUCAGAGAUCAUAAAGCAAAUAAUGGAGAAGUUCUGUGGGAAGAGUAAAAAGAAGCAAGGUGGUCCCCAGGUAGUUGAGAGCAAGAAGAUCAAAGGUACAGUUGUGUUAAUGAAGAAAAACGUGUUGGACUUCCAUGAUGUUAAAGCUUCAUUGCUUGAUCGGAUUCACGAGUUGUUUGGCAAGGGCGUCUCCCUACAGCUCAUCAGUUCCAUUCAUCCCGACCCAGCGAAUGGAUUGAGAGGGAAGCAUGGCAAGGCGGCCUACUUGGAGAAAUGGAUCACAACAAUUACUCCAUUAACAGCAGGAGAAACUGCAUUCACUGUUACAUUUGACUGGGACGAGUCCAUGGGUGUUCCUGGGGCUUUAAUCGUCAAAAACCACCACCACAGCCAGUUUUACCUUAAGACGAUCACCUUGGAAGAUGUUCGUGGGCACGGUCGUGUGCAUUUCGUCUGCAAUUCUUGGGUUUACCCUGCACAUCGUUACAAAUACCACCGCGUCUUCUUCUCAAACAAGACCUACCUUCCAUGUCAAACACCUGAGCUGUUAAGGAAGUACAGGGAAGAAGAGCUAGUAAAUCUGCGAGGAAAUGGAUCAGGGGAGCUCAAGGAGUGGGACAGAGUUUAUGACUAUGCUUACUAUAAUGAUUUGGGAAGUCCAGACAAAGGACCAGACUAUGUACGCCCUGUUCUUGGUGGAUCAAAGGAUUAUCCCUAUCCCAGAAGAGGAAGAACUGGUCGAAAACCAACAAAAACUGAUCCCAAUUAUGAGAGCAGAUUGCCACUGCUAAGCCUUGACAUUUAUGUUCCAAGAGAUGAGCGGUUUGGCCACGUGAAAUUCUCAGAUUUUCUAGCCUAUGCUCUCAAGUCCCUUGUUCAGAUAUUGCUCCCAGAGCUUAAAUCUCUCUGUGACAAAACCAUUAACGAGUUUGACACCUUUGAAGAUGUACUUAAUCUCUAUGAGGGGGGUGUCAAGCUGCCCAAUGGACCUACACUGAGUAAAAUAAGGGAGCGCAUUCCUUGGGAGCUUUUGAGGGAACUCGUACGUAAUGACGGUGAGCGAUUCCUCAAAUUCCCAAUUCCCGACGUGAUCAAAGAGGACAGGUCUGCUUGGAGGACAGAUGAAGAGUUUGGACGAGAAAUGCUCGCUGGAGUGAACCCUGUCAUCAUCAGCCGCCUCCAGGAAUUUCCCCCAACCAGCGAGCUGGACCCUAAAAUGUUUGGGAAUCAGAACAGUACAAUAAGAGAAGAAGACAUAGAGAAGAACCUCAAUGGGCUCACUGUAGAUCAAGCAAUAAAAAACAACAGGCUGUUUAUAUUAGAUCAUCAUGAUGCAUUGAUGCCAUACCUGACGAAAAUAAACUCAACGACCACAAAGACCUAUGCCACGAGAACGCUCCUUUUACUUCAAGAUGAUGGGACCUUGAAGCCACUGGCAAUUGAGUUAAGCUUGCCACAUUCACAAGGGGAGAAUCACGGUGCAGUUAGCAAAGUUUUCACUCCUGCAGAAGAAGGUGUUGAAGGUACGGUGUGGCAGCUCGCCAAAGCCUACGCAGCUGUAAAUGAUUCUGGCUACCAUCAGCUUAUUAGCCACUGGUUGAAUACCCAUGCCAUCAUAGAGCCUUUCGUGAUUGCGACAAACAGACAGCUGAGUGUGCUUCACCCGAUUCACAAGCUUUUGCAACCCCAUUUCCGAGACACAAUGAACAUAAAUGCCUUGGCACGGCAGAUCCUCAUCAAUGCUGGUGGCGUGGUUGAGAGGACAGUCUUCCCGGCUAAAUACGCCCUGGAAAUGUCCGCUGUUUUAUACAAGGACUGGGUGUUCACUAAACAGGCAUUACCUGCUGAUCUGCUCAAGAGAGGAAUUGCAGUUCCAGACUCAAGCUGCCCACAUGGCCUGAGACUUCUUAUAGAGGAUUAUCCCUUCGCUGUUGAUGGGCUGGAGAUCUGGUCAGCAAUUGAGAAUUGGGUGAGUGAAUAUUGCUCUUUCUACUACCCAACAGAUGAAAUGGUCCAAGAAGAUUCUGAACUCCAAUUAUGGUGGAUGGAGAUCCGUAAUGAGGGUCAUGGUGACAAGAAAGAUGAGCCAUGGUGGCCUGAGAUUCAGACACGGGCGGAGCUUGUCCACUCCUGCACCAUAAUUAUAUGGGUGGCUUCGGCCCUCCAUGCUGCUGUCAAUUUCGGGCAAUACCCUUAUGCUGGCUACCUCCCUAAUCGCCCAACGGUAAGCCGCCGCUUCAUGCCUGAGCCAGGCACACCUGAGUAUACCGAGCUUCAGUCAAACCCUGACGUAGCCUACCUGAAAACAAUAACAGCCCAGUUCCAAACCCUCCUGGGUGUAUCACUGAUAGAAAUUCUGUCCCGGCAUUCAUCUGAUGAGAUUUAUCUUGGGCAGAGAGAUACUCCUGAGUGGACUUCGGAUGCCGAACCACUGGCAGCAUUAGAGAGUUUUCGAAACAAGCUGAUGGAAAUCGAAAACAGGAUUAUAGAAAUGAACAAUGACAGUAGAUGGAAGAAUAGGGUUGGGCCAGUCAAGGUACCUUACACCUUGCUCUAUCCUAAUACCUCAGAUUACUCUAGAGAAGGCGGCCUCACUGGCAAGGGAAUUCCCAACAGCAUCUCAAUCUAGAAAUCUUUUGGUUUGAAAGUAAAAAUGGCUAUUUUUGAAGCGUUUACUUUCUAGUAAGUUGUGUUAAAGUAAGAGAUUGUCGGAAAUGUUUCUGUAUCCUCAAUUCUCUCUCUCUCUCUCUCUCUCUCUUCAUCUAGCAUUAAUGCAGUCAAGUAGUUGUGCAUUGUGUUAACAUUUAACAAUGUCGUGAUUGUAUUGUGUGGAAUAUAUGUGCAGAUUUGCAGAAA
Messenger RNA from Juglans regia (Persian walnut), 3097 nucleotides. Its product is annotated as probable linoleate 9S-lipoxygenase 5. NCBI's taxonomy places the organism in Eukaryota, Viridiplantae, Streptophyta, Magnoliopsida, Fagales, Juglandaceae. The record is from RefSeq and is a predicted model, not a curated record. The transcript has 9 exons. Bases 225 to 2870 code for a protein of 881 amino acids. Gene Ontology annotation, biological process: lipid oxidation. Gene Ontology annotation, molecular function: oxidoreductase activity, acting on single donors with incorporation of molecular oxygen, incorporation of two atoms of oxygen; metal ion binding; protein binding.